UAAACAGUGUGUCGUAUGCGGAAGCGCCGGGGCUUUAUGGACGAUUCGGGUAUUCUUCACUCUGCUUUUCGGACUUCACCGGUUAUUAUCGUUAUUCUGACCGACAUUGAUUUUGUUUUUGGGGCUCCAAGAAAGCGUUAAGAUGUGUUUGUUUGACGCCCGGCGAGCACAGAGGACGUGACGGCGACAGAGACGGCAGAAUGAACCCCGGUCCUCCCAGAGGAGGCCUCGUUGUUUACUUCAGCGGUCAAUGAGUGAGGCUUUUAAUGGCGGUUUUGUCCUAAAAGUGAUGGUGAGUCCACUGGGAACAUAAAUAUACGGUUAUUUGGCCAACAUGGAGGAUAAAUACAGCAGCAACGUCCUGUCAGGAGGAAAACUGGGGAUGGUGGAAGUUCCUGAUUCAAGGUUAACCAGAUACAUCGUUCUGCUGAUCCUCUCAAAGGUCCUGAAAGCUUUAGGGAUCUUUGAAUCGUACGAUAUCCUCAAAGUCGUUCAUAUAGUUCAGUUCAUCUUCAUAUUGAAGUUAGGGAGUGCUGUAAUUCUGCUUGUCUUUCAAAAACCCUUUUCGUCUGGAAAAGUAAUCUCAAGGCGGCAGUGGAUAAAGUUGGUUAAACAUGCCGUCCUGAGCUGCGUUAUAUCCCUCCUGGGCUUCUUUGGUCUGACUCUCUGUGGACCUUUAAGGACUCUGCUGCUUUUUGAGCACAGCGACGUGGUCGUCAUCGCUCUGCUCGGGGUUCUCUUCACUAACUCAGGAGGGGGACCGUCCAAGACCAGAGGUGCUGCUCUUUUCAUCAUCGCCGUGAUCUGCCUGCUGCUCUUCGAUAACGAUCAGCUGAUGGCGAAGAUGGGAGAUCACCAUCCUGAGGGACAUCACGACAGCGCGCUCACACACUUCCUCUACACGACCAUUUCUCUUUUAGGAGUUGCGGAUCACAAAGGCGGCGUUGUGCUGCUGGUGGUCUCGCUCUGCAUGAAGGUGGGCUUCCACACGGCCUCCAGGAAACUGUCCGUGGAGAUCGGCGGAGCGAAGCGACUCUACGCCCUGGACAACCUGGUUUCUGCUGCGGUGCUGCUGCCCUGGGUGGUCGUCCUGUCAGCAACAACCGAGAGCAAAGUCGACUCCUGGUCCUCCCUCGUCUUCCCGUUUGGGAUGAUCAUCUUCUCCGUCAUGAUCCUGGAGUUUUACGUGGAAGCCGUCUGCAGCGCCAAGAUGGAGGCGCCGCGGUGCGCCCGCUACGGCGCCUUCGCCCUCUUCACCAGCGCCCUGAUGCUGGCUAAUUUCUGGACUCACCCGCUGACGGAUCAGCUCCGCUCCAUGAGCAAGCCGCCGCAGCAGGUCAGCACGGAGCACGUGCUCUCCGGCGGCGUGAUAGUCAGCGCCAUCUUCUUCAUCAUGGCGUCCAGCAUUCUCUCGUCUCCGUCGAAGAAGGGGCAGAAGGGGACCCUGGUGGGUUAUUCUCCUGAAGGGACGCCUCUGUACAACUUCAUGGGGGACGCCCUGCAGCACACGUCACAGUCUCUCCCUCGAUUCAUCAAAGAUUCCCUAAAGCAGAUCCUGGAGGAGUACGACUCCAGGCAGAUCUUCUACUUCCUGUGUCUCAACCUGGCUUUCACGUUUGUGGAGCUGUUUUACGGCGUUUGGACCAACAGCCUGGGACUCAUCUCCGACGGCUUCCACAUGCUGUUCGACUGCUCCGCUCUGGUUCUCGGCCUCUUCGCCGCCCUCAUGACCCGCUGGAAAGCCACCAGGAUCUUCUCCUACGGGUACGGCCGGGUGGAGAUCCUGUCCGGCUUCAUCAACGGCCUCUUCCUGAUGGUCAUUGCCUUCUUCGUGUUUAUGGAAUCGGUCACCCGCCUGUUGGAUCCUCCCAACAUCAACACGGACAUGCUGACUCCGGUGUCCGUCGGAGGCCUGCUGGUCAACCUGGUGGGGAUCUGCGCCUUCAGUCACGCCCACUCCCACGGAGGCAAAAGCUGCGCCUCACACGACCACGGACACGCGCAUCACGGCCACUCCCACGGCGAGCACGGUCACGCCCACGGCGGCCACGGCCACUCCCACGCCGAGCACGGCCACGCCCACGGCGGCCACGGCCACGCCCACAGCUCCGCCAGCCGAGGCAUGAACGCCAACAUGAGAGGCGUCUUCCUCCACGUCCUGGCGGACACUUUGGGCAGCGUCGGGGUGAUCAUCUCCACCAUCCUCAUCCGUCAGUUCGGCUGGCUGAUCGCCGAUCCGAUCUGCUCGCUCUUCAUCUCCACGCUCAUUUUUCUCAGCGUCAUCCCUCUGCUGAAGGACGCCUGCGAGGUUCUGCUCCUGCGGACUCCUCCGGAGCACGAGAAGGAGCUGAGCGGUGCGCUGGAGAAGAUCGAGAAGAUCGAAGGCGUUUUGUCGUACCGAGACGCUCAUUUCUGGAGGCAUUCGGCCAACGUGGUCGCCGGCACCGUCCACCUGCAGGUCAUGUCGGACGUGGUGGAGCAGCGGAUCGUCCAGCAGGUGACGGCCAUCUUGAAAGACGCCGGGGUGAACAACCUGUCGGUGCAGGUGGAAAAGGAGGCGUACUUCCAGCACAUGUCUGGACUCAGCACCGGGUUUCAGGACGUUCUGGCAAUGACCCAGCAGAUGGCGUCGAUUAAAUACCCCAACGACGGGACUCUUAUCAUGUAAAGGACCAACGGAUGCUCUGAAUGCUCCACCGACUCUCCUUUUUCCUCGAUGUACAGUUUAUAAAUGUUUAAAUAAAUCCGAAUUUAACGCUUUCA
This is a messenger RNA of Fundulus heteroclitus (mummichog), 2763 nucleotides long. RefSeq names its product solute carrier family 30 member 5 (gene slc30a5). NCBI's taxonomy places the organism in Eukaryota, Metazoa, Chordata, Actinopteri, Cyprinodontiformes, Fundulidae. Gene Ontology annotation, cellular component: Golgi apparatus; membrane. Bases 335 to 2668 code for a protein of 777 amino acids. Gene Ontology annotation, biological process: transmembrane transport; intracellular zinc ion homeostasis; zinc ion transport. The record is from RefSeq and is a predicted model, not a curated record. Gene Ontology annotation, molecular function: zinc ion transmembrane transporter activity. The transcript has 16 exons.